UGUUAGGGAGAUGAUACCGACCGAACUCGAAAAAAUUAACCAAACUGAUCCUACUGGCUUGGCUUGAUUCGGCCUGGGUGACCAACUGAUAUAAACGUUGAUUGCUCGGUUUCACAAAACUUAAUACUAUAGGUACUUCAUGAAGAAUGGUUAUGGUUGGAUUCGAUUGGUUUCGUUCGGUCCAAGACUUGUAUUAUGAAAAAGCAAUUCUUCUUUGGUAUGUUGAACAUUUUUUUAAAAAUUAUUAUCAUCUUUUUGUUAUCGAUGGUGAUUAAACAGAGAUAUAGAUGAAGAACUAGAUGAAAAUACUGGCGAACUGUAGGGAUAAAAUAUGUUUCAACCUGAUGCGACCCGAGCCGCCACAUUGGGGGCAGUCUCCCACCCAUGUGCGGAGCAGUUCUGGCUGGCGUUUCGACGGCGCCGUUGGCGGUCGAGAGUGGGUGGCUGCGGUGCGGGUCGCGCAUAUGCUGCCAUUGCUUCUAUAAGGAUUCGAGGUCCUUCAAAGGCUGGCUCCCCGACUGAUAUGUUGUUCGUCAUUACUCCAAUUACUCAGAUCAAUACGAUUCUGGAGCCGACAAUUGCCUGUUCGCGAAUCCCUCGGCAAUGGUCGAUGAGACCGACACCGAUCUCAAGCUCCCAAUGCUACCCCGGAGGCAACAAUUGGCAGUUCGCGAAGCCCUCGGGUGUGAUCGAUGAGACCGAGCUCGAGCUCCCAAUGCUUCGUUUAGAACUCGAAUUUUAGUCGAAUUCUAGAGGUCCCGAGACCUCGGGACUUUCUUUCUCGACAAGGAUCUGGUACCUCCAACUACCAAACUCCGAACUACUUUUAUGGUAUCUCCAACUCCAACUUGGACUCGGACACCUCCAUAUCUCAAUCCGACCUCCUUCGGAAUAUCUUCAUGUGUACAACCAGUAGAAACAUAUACGACCUUAAAACCAUGAAUCUUUACAAUGAUAGGAUAUCGUCCACCUAUAAGUUCUGGUAGCGUACGGGAUAGUGUUCCUUACUUGCAAAGGAUUUUUUUGUAGCUCUUAAUAAACGAAGAAGCAUCAAAAGAGAGGGAGUUUAGGAGGAAGUUUAAAGCUUUAUACUGACAUGAACAAAGAACAGAGACACGAAAAGGGCACACACAACAAAGAGGGAA
This is a messenger RNA of Cucurbita pepo subsp. pepo (vegetable marrow), 1145 nucleotides long. The record is from RefSeq and is a predicted model, not a curated record. Lineage: Eukaryota; Viridiplantae; Streptophyta; Magnoliopsida; Cucurbitales; Cucurbitaceae.